Penaeus vannamei (Pacific white shrimp) is the source of this 1065-nucleotide messenger RNA. The record is from RefSeq and is a predicted model, not a curated record. Lineage: Eukaryota; Metazoa; Arthropoda; Malacostraca; Decapoda; Penaeidae.
GAUGAUGUUGGCAACGACUAUGGAUAUAAUGAGUACGAUGACUUCAUUUAGUGUAAUAUUACUUUAGACAUCAAUUGCUAUUGUUUGGCUUUUAAAAGCUUUCAUUUGUAUAUACACAAACCCAGUGCUUUAUGGAUAGAAAAAGGUUAAUAAAUGACUCCAUUGGUAAGGGGCAAAACAGCGUUAAGAACAAGGAGGGGGAGGAGCGGACUCUUAAAGCAUUGUCCACAUCAAUUGGGAAGGUCUUGGACGCUUCCAGUUCAGGAUCAGGUCCCACUCUUCGUCUCUUCAUUUGUCUCUAUAGAUUUUUUAAUGGGUGGAUCUUGCAUCAUAUGCAAAGGCCACCCCAUCUUGGGUGUGGAGAAACAUUUCCUUCAUGCUCAAAGGUUACUGUGUGCUCUGUAACCCCGAGGAAAAAUGAUAGAGAAACCAAGUAUUUCUUCUCUACACGCGUGAUGUAGUGAUUGGUGAAGUGGUCUUGUUUUAAAUGGAAGACUACAUGUUACACUUCAGGCUUCAUAGCCCUCCAUGAGGUUUAUGCUUUAGACCUGAAUUUGAUAGAAAUAAUUUUUACCUAAACUGCAGCUUUGGCAGCUUAACAGGGUUUCCUGAUCUUGUAAGCUGCUGGACAAAGCUUAUGGAAGAUCACAAAUUAGCUGCGUGGCUCUAUCAUAUGUGAAUACACCGACAAAAUUCACGCUUAAUUAUUUUUUUGUUUUGAUUUUUUAAAUUAUUUUAUUGUAAUAAUUAAUAUUUUAUCUUUAUUAUUUUUUUUUAAUUAAACUUCCUUUUUCAUUAAUUCAAUUUUCCUUUUUUCUUUUUCUUUUUUCUUUGUAAUGCUUUUUAAAACUUGUGGCCUUAAAUUUGACCCCAUAGGCGGCUGUCGACAAAUACUUGUUGCACUUCAUGGCCUAUCCAUUCCUCCCAACCAAUGUUAAACAGCUUCAUUAUUUGGCCAUCUGUAGGAAUGUUCAGAAAUAGAUCUCUUAUUUGCUCAGAAAGGAAAAGUAAAAGCAAGUUUGUGUUAAGGUUUCAUUUACUAAUAAACAUGUUUGUUAUUAGUCA